Prunus persica (peach) is the source of this 1270-nucleotide messenger RNA. RefSeq names its product protein trichome birefringence-like 8. The record is from RefSeq and is a predicted model, not a curated record. The transcript is spliced from 4 exons. Gene Ontology annotation, cellular component: Golgi apparatus. Bases 1 to 1266 code for a protein of 421 amino acids. Gene Ontology annotation, molecular function: O-acetyltransferase activity. NCBI's taxonomy places the organism in Eukaryota, Viridiplantae, Streptophyta, Magnoliopsida, Rosales, Rosaceae.
AUGGAUCUCCAGCCCUCUCAACAAUCUCAGAAGCUCCAAAGUUUCCCCUUUUCCAUUCUAAUCAGAAGAGAACUUCGUUAUGCGGUCUCUUUCUUCCUGCUCCUAGUCUCUUCCUUAUUUAUUCUUAGUCUUGUAACCCCAUUUGACUCGCAGUUUCUAUCUGAUCAUUUGGGUUUCUUAUCCCAAAUCCUACCAACUAAUCACAAUAUAUCUCCAGGGACUUGUGAUUAUUCCUAUGGCAGAUGGGUCCGCGACGAGAGCCAUCCACUUCAGCCCUACACCGAAAACUGCCCGUUCCUAGACCCGGGCUUCCGGUGCAGCCAAAGUGGUCGAAAAGACGAAGGUUAUCGGAGAUGGCGGUGGCAGCCGGCUGGCUGUGAUGUUUUGAGAUUUAAUGCAAGUGACUUCUUGCAAAGGAGCAGAAACGGACGGAUAGUGUUUGCUGGCGACUCGAUCGGAAGGAACCAGUGGGAAUCUUUGUUAUGCAUGCUAGCAGAAGCAGUGUCCAACAAGUCUAGAAUCUAUGAAGUGAACGGGAACCCCAUAACCAAACACAAGGGUUUUCUCUCCAUGCGGUUCGAGGAUUACAACCUCACAGUUGAAUAUUACAGGGCACCCUUCCUUGUGGUUGUAGGGCACCCACCCCAUAACUCACCGGACCAAGUCAAGACCACAAUCAAGCUCGACCAGUUCCACUGGUACUCCAAACAUUGGGUGGGGGCCGAUGUCCUAAUUUUCAGUGCAGGGCACUGGUGGAACCAAGACAAAACAGUAAGGAUGGGAUGCUACUUUGAGGAAGGCGGGAAAGUGAACUCCACAAUGGAUGUGAUGGAAGCAUUUAGGAGGUCUUUACAAACCUGGAAGUUUUGGGUGUUAGAGAAUAUAGAACCUCUAAAGACUCAUGUUUUCUUUCGUAGCUACUCCCCGGUACAUUACAGGAACGGGACAUGGAACGAAGGGGGACUUUGCGAUCCCUAUUUGGAGCCAGAAACAGACUACAAAAAUCUUGAAGCUGACCCAGUGAAUAAUCUAUACAUAUCUGAAUCAAUCAAACAGAUGGAAUAUGAAAACUGGAAGGUCCAGUUCUUAAACAUCACAUAUCUAACAGAGUUCAGGAAGGAUGGUCACCCUUCAAAGUACCGUGAGCCAGGGACUCCAGCCGAUGCUCCACAAGAUUGCAGCCACUGGUGCCUACCCGGAGUGCCUGACACAUGGAAUGCACUAAUUUAUGCCAAUUUACUGGCAAAAGGAUUCAGAACCAAGUGAGAGA